Mesorhabditis spiculigera is the source of this 786-nucleotide messenger RNA. The record is from the annotation of a GenBank genome assembly. NCBI's taxonomy places the organism in Eukaryota, Metazoa, Nematoda, Chromadorea, Rhabditida, Rhabditidae.
AUGUCAGAUGUCAUUGGAAAAAAUGUUCACCUCGAAGCCAAUAAGCUACCAAAGAGUUUUGAGAGGGAGCCCUUUAUGGGCAACCAUCCCAGUCUAUUUUUGGAUGAAGUCUGGAAAACAGAAGAUUUCCAAGAAAAAUGUGGCCACAUCCGGGCGGUCGUGGACUUGGCCGCUAUAAGUGAAUAUCGGCUAAAGUACAUGAAGGAUCAAAAAAUCUAUGGUUGGAGAGAAUCCUGGAUCGAACACGAGAGCGGAAAGCUAAUUUUCAAAUGUGAGAGCACAAAAGAGUAUCCGGAAGAGGCAGCAAAAGAAGAAGUCCAUUCAAAUCGCUUCGGGAAAGCCGGAGAGUUGCUGGGUGGAAUUGAUGAGAAUAGCAAUAAGAAAUAUGCUACGGAAGAUGAAAUUCAUCGUUCUGAUUUUUAUGUAAUCAAAAUGAAGAUGGAUGGCUUAUUGGAAGAACCAUUGGAAAUCCUAUUGAUCGCUCAGGGUGAUGGCUUCCGGUUGGAAGACGGUGUACCAUAUUUGGUGGAGAGGAAAACUUAUUCGAUGGAGCUGAAGAAUUUCUGGGAUCACCCAGAAAUCCGGAACAAGUUGGCGUCGUAUCAUUGGCCAUUUAUGAAGCUGCUCAUAUUUUGGCACCAAUGGGGCGUCAUUGAGUGGGUAGAUGAUAAGUUCUUCGAAGAUGAGAUACUUAAUUAUGAAGAAAUUUGGAAAGAGUCCGAUCGGAUCUAUAUCGAUCGAAUCGUAAGAGAACUGAAGAGGAGGGGCAUGAUUAAAGGGCUUCAG